AUGCUUUACUCGCCACCACCGUCGUCCACACGCGCCCCUGCCGCCUGCCGCGACUCGGCCGCCAUGCCCCCUCCUCCCUCUCCUCUCGCUCUCUUCGGCGUCGCCCCCUCCCUCGUUCACCGCACCCCGCUCGCCGCGCAAUCGCCCAAUCUCCUGUACCCGCACCCAGUCGCACCCCCGACACCCACCACGGCCUCGACCCCGGCACCUCGUCGCGUCGCAAAGGCGCCAAACAAGGCGGCCGCGCCGGGCACCGCCUCGAAAGCCUCAUCGGCCGCACCGCCCUCGGCCGCCGGCGACACGGGCGACGACGAGGCCGGCAGCAGCACCAACCCGAGCCACCCGCUCUACCUCGCGCCCGAGUACACGGCCAACCCGGCCGGCCCGGCCUCGAGCGCCGACGUCGACUUCAAGUGCCCCCAGUGCGACAAGGUGUACCGCGGCAAGCACGCCCGCAGCAUCUGGCGCCGCCACCUCCAGGACAAGCACGGCAUCCCGCUCAGCCAGCAGCCUCGCAGGACGCGCUGGGACACCGACGCGAGUCGCCCCAAGUCGGAGGAGGAGAAGCGCGCCCGCACGCUCGACUCGAAGCGCCGGUGGGCCCGCAAGAACCGCGCCGAGAAGGGCGGCGCCGCCGGCGCCGUCAAGGGCGAGGGCUCCGAGGAGCCGCCUGCCGAGUCGCUCACGGGCUCGGUCGGCACGCCGGCGAGCGAGCAGGGGAGCGAGCAGGGGGCGGGCAGCGUUGCCGGCGCCGCCGCCUUUGCCCCGCCUCGAGCAGCGCGCGCACCGCCCCCGCCGCCCGGCGACGACGACGGCGAAGGCGACUCGAGCUUCGACGCCGGGUCGCAGGGCGGCUGGAGCGACGGCGCGUCGGGCUCGGCCGCGCCGCGACCGCCGCACCACGCGCCGACGGCGCCGUACGGCCAUCCGCCGCCAGGCAACCCGUUCUACGGCGCCGGCGGCGCGAGCGUGUACGGCCGCACGCCGACCAAGUACGGGCACCCGGCGUCGGCCUACCCGCCACCGCCCGGCGGCGCCAUGGACCCGUACUACGCGGGCUUCGCGCAGCGCGCUCCGCUCGGCCUCCCGGCGCGCGGCGCGCCCAUGCCGCCCGGCGCCCCGCCCUACCCGCACGACGACCCGCGCCUGCCGCCCCACCUGCGCGACCCGCACGCGUACGCCGCCGCCGUCGCCGCCGCCAACGGCGAUGAGGGCCUGCACCCGCACGCGAGCAUGUACCCUUACCCUCCCCCGCCCAACUCGUACCCGUACCCGUACCCGCCACCGUACCCGCACGCGCACCCUCACGCGCACCAGGUCGCGCAGGAGCAGGCGCACGGCGGCGGCUCGUACCCGCACGGCGGCCCGAUCGCGUACGACGAGUACGGCCACCCGCACAACCCGGCGCUCCUCUCGGCGCACCCACCACCUCGUCGCCCGUCGUCCAACGGCUCGUACGGCAGCAGCAACGGCAACCCGUACGACAACCCGACGAUCGUCGUCGGCGGCGGCGGUGCCGCUGCAGGCCCGUCCGGCGAGCGCUCGCCGGUCGUCACCGCCGGUCAGCCUGCGCCUGUCGCGCUCCCGUACUACGCGCGCCGUCACGUGAGCCCGGCGAGGGCCAUGACGGGCCACUCGGGCAUCGCCGCCGGCGUGCCCAUGCCCGCCAUCUCGGCGUCGCGCGAGCCGCCGUCGCGCAGCACUGCCGCCGCCGCCGCUGGGCUCGAGAGCCCCGUCAAGCUGCGCAGGACUGGCCCGACGGGCAAGGGCAAGGAGCCCGGCCUCGGCGCCGGUCCCGGGCGCGACGACGCGGCGGGCCUCCUCCUCGCGCUCAAGGCGGGCCCGAGCAGCCCCAUGACGGCGCGCGACUCGCACCACGUCGUCCAGAGCCCGGUGUCGAGCGUGCGCGACCAGGCCGCCGGCGACCGCGACGGCCGGCGCGGCGGUGGCGGGCUCUCGCUCGGGCGCGGCGCGCGCGCCGGCCCGUCGAGGGGCGGGCGGCCCAUCGUCAAGGCCGAGACGAGCGAGCCCGGCACGGACGAGGACGACUCGGACGACGACGACGAGGCCGAGGUGCGCGCCAUGAUGCUGCGCUCGCGCGCUGCGGCCGCUGCCGCGUCGUCGUCGGCCGCCGGUGCGGGCGCCGCCAUGUCGCCGUGGCGCGCCGCGCUCCAGAACCAGCACGUCUCGUCGCCUGCGGCGGCUGUCGCCGUCUCGCCGCGCAAGCGCGGCCGGAGCGAGUCGCCCGCAGCGCCCAACCUCGCGAGCACGAGCAGCGGCGAGGGAGGGUCCACGGCGGCGGCGCACGCGCUCCUCGCGACAGCCAAGAAGGCGCACCAGUACGCGUCGGUCGUGCAGCACGGCGGCGCCGCGCCGAGAACGUCGUCGUGGACCAACAGCCACGAGAUGAGCCUCGUCGCGACGCCGACGCCGGGCAACCUCAUGCGCAUCGCCAUGGAGAGCUCGCCCGUCGUGCGCUUCGGCAACGGCGCCGCGGCGGGAGGAGGUGCGGCAGGCGAGCAGGACGAGGGCGAGAGCGAGGCCGACAUGAUGGGCGCCGCGGCAGGAGCCGACGACGACGACGAGGCCGACGUCGACGUCGACCACGCCUUUACGAGCUCGAGCGGCGGCGGGCGCAGGCCUCGACACGGUCGCAGCGUCUCGCCGAGCAGCCAGAAGGGCCGGCGGGCCCGCGCCGUCGUCGGCGCGUCGUCGUCGUCGAGCGGUGGCGGCGCUGGAGCCGGAGGAGGGCCCGGCGCGAGCAGCUCGUCCCAGUCGCGGGUCCUGCACCACCAUCACCCGGUCGGCCUCACGUCCGAGCUCGGCGACUUUGACCUACAGCCCUCGUCGUCGUCGGCCAUGCGGCACCACCACCACCACGACCCUCUGCGCGAGGAGGACUCGGCCAUGGCCGCGCCCGGCGGCAGCAGUAGCGGCGCCCACCCCAACUCGUCGUCGUCGUCGUCGUCGCACCUCGUCACACCCGCACCGGCCCUGUCGCGCUCGACAACCUCGACCGCCGCCGCCGCCGCCGCCGCCGCAUCAGCCGCGCUUCAGCCUCAGCAGCCUGUCGCCGCGACGCACCCGCACGACCCGUUCCUCGCCGCCCCGGGCACGUCGGCCUCGCUCCCCCUCACCAUGGCGGGCUCGAGCGCGCCGCAGCACGGCCGCAUCACGUCGUCGAACGCCAUGAACGGCGAGACGCCCAUGGCCCGCACGUCGUCGCCGCCCGGCGGCUUCUCCAGCUUCCUCUUCUCGUCGCCCGCGCACCCGCAGUUCUCCAAGACGCUCGGCCUGACGGCGGCACCCGGGCCCGGCGUCCUGUUCACCAACGAGGGCGGCGAGACGCCCGCUCGCGGCGUCGCAGGAGCAGGAGGUGCGCCUCGCGGCCGCGAGCCGUCGCAGGACGAGCUCCUCGCGCUCGCGACGGCGCACAGCCACCGCGAGCGCAUGCUCGACGCCGUCAAGACGCCCGUCAUGGCGCGCGUCGCGCUCGAGGGCGCACGUCGCGCGGCGGCGUCGGCGCAGGGCGGCGGGCUCGGUGCAGGCUCGGGCUCGGGCUCGGGCUCGAGGGAGAGCACGACGGAGGGUGACGAGGGCGAGGGUGAGAGCGCGACGACGGGCACGGCGCGCGACGAGAGCCAGAGCCCGGGCAAGGCGACGACGUUCGACGGGGAGGAAGAGGACGACGAGGACGAGGACGGCGCGAGCCUCGACGAGUGACCGACGGCGCACCCACACCUCGUCGCAUGUACCACCCGCUUGACCCCCCUUCCCUCCUUCGCUCUUUCUCACGCAGGCUGUCGGCCCUCUUCCUUCUUGACUUUGUGCAGAACUUCCCCUCUCCUUGUCCUCACGCGCAUCCUUUACCGCUCUCUCGAAUCUCGUGUUGUGUAUUGCCAGCAGUCCUAUCC
Messenger RNA from Rhodotorula graminis WP1, 3914 nucleotides. RefSeq lists its product as uncharacterized. Bases 1 to 3723 code for a protein of 1240 amino acids. The record is from RefSeq and is a predicted model, not a curated record. NCBI's taxonomy places the organism in Eukaryota, Fungi, Basidiomycota, Microbotryomycetes, Sporidiobolales, Sporidiobolaceae. The transcript has 2 exons.